UAGGCAAUCGUUUGAAAUUAUCAAUCAUUUUCGGCCAUAACCAAAGGAAAAUUUGAAAGCAUUACUGGUUUUUUCGAUUAUUGUGCCGCCCUGGUUGCAGUAAAACCGACAACAGCUGUUUUGCUUAAGUUGCGCAUUUUACGAACAAGUAUUAACAGAAAAUUAAUAAUUAUAUUGCACUCGAGCGUUGAGAUUAUUUUACGAUAAUUGACGUUGUUUAUUUGGUGUUUUGUUUUGGUGGCUUUCAUAACGCACACAAGUAAUACUCACUGCCAAUUCACCGUUGAACAAAGAAAACUGCCUUUUACUGUGUAGGAGUUGUUGCGGAACAAGAAAAACAACAACAACAACAAAGUAAAAUUGAAGCAGACGUCGCUUUAUUUGCAGCUGUUGUGCAUUUAUAGCCUAAAUUUGAAGUUAAGAUGUCGAAGGUGAUUUCGCAAGAUACAUUCGACGAGGUCGUCAAGGAGAAUGUCAUAGACUUCUCAAUGACUCCAUCGGAGGCCAAGGAAGAGACGAUUAAACAGUUUGAAGCGCAGGGCAUUAACCUCGCGAACAUUAUCAAAGACUUGGCCAUCAACAAUGAAACGGGACGACCGAUUAUCAAUGAAACGUUGGAUAAAAUCAAGACACACAUCAGCCAAAAGUCUGAGGACACUCAACAGUUGUUGGAACUGAUUACUGUGCUGGAUUUGGAGUGCCAGAAGUCACUGGCUCAUCGUGUGCUGGCUGGCAAGAAUGGUGCGCAUGAUGCACUCAUCACAUUGCUCGAGCAGACACUUCAAUUGGAAACAGAGAUUAAUACGACGCUGCUUUGCAAAUGCCUGCAGGCUGCCAACAGUUUGUCGCAGAAACAGCCAGAUUUAUUCGAUGCUGAAGCCUUGUCCAUUGUGCUGAAGUUACUGGCGUUGCAGGACCAACAGCUGGAUGUCACUUGCCUAACGCUGCAGUGGCUGCAGAAGGCAUGCGUGAUGCAUGAGAUGAAUCGUCAGAACAUUAUAAGCAGCAAUCUCUUGAAGCUAACGAAGCCUCUGCUGCGAAAGGAUAAUCCGCGUGUGGUGCGUGAGAUGACUGCAGUGCUACGAUUCCUGGUGUUGGACGAUGAUAUAAGGGUGGAGUUUGGGUGUGCUCAUGAGCAUGCGCGACAGAUUGCCAACGAGCUGCUACUGGAGUUGGUGCAACUGCUGCCCGAGUACGAGGAUGUGAAUGUGCUGUCCGAUUUGCUGCUCACUAUUGGCACGCUGGCCGUGCGACAGGAACUGUGCACGCUGAUUGACGACGCGGGCGGUCUGAAGCUUAUCUUUGACAUCAUGAAAGCAAAUCUGAAUCAGGAGCGUUUGAAUCGUGAAGCACUGAAAUUGCUGCGUGCUUUAGCCGGACAUGAUGCGGUUAAGGCGCACAUUGUCCAACAGGGAGUGGCGCCCAUCAUCAAGGAGUUGCUUGAAACGCAUCAGGCCAACGAGAACAUUGUUUCCGCCGCCUUGGCGUGCAUAACGACCCUCACGUUGCGUGUGCAGGAGCAUAGCGCUGCCUUCUUUGAGACGGGCAUUGCAGAGAUUAUUGUGGAGACGUUACGUCGCCAUCCCAAGCAAAAGAUUGUGCAGCGCAACGGCGCCUGGGCCAUACGCAAUAUGGUGUCGCGUUCGCGCAAUCAAUGCGAGUCGUGGUUGUCGUUUGGGGUUGAGGAUUUGCUGAAUGCAGCCAUGGCUGAGCAUCCAUCGGUGGCCCAGGACAUCAAGGCUGCGCUGCGUGAUCUGGGCUGCAAUGUGCAGUUGCGUGAGGAGUGGACUGGCAAGGCAGAAAAGAAAAUUGCAGCUUAGAUCGCUCACUUUAUCAUACAUAUAUUUUCUAUUUUUAUAAUCAUUGCUAACUUAUUUCCAUACGAAAAAAACAAAAAUCUACUAAUGCAACAGCACAAUGAUCAGAGCUUAUACAAAAACGA
Messenger RNA from Drosophila nasuta, 1942 nucleotides. RefSeq names its product armadillo repeat-containing protein 6 homolog. Bases 423 to 1820 code for a protein of 465 amino acids. Gene Ontology annotation, biological process: hematopoietic progenitor cell differentiation. Gene Ontology annotation, molecular function: protein binding. The record is from RefSeq and is a predicted model, not a curated record. Lineage: Eukaryota; Metazoa; Arthropoda; Insecta; Diptera; Drosophilidae. The transcript is spliced from 2 exons.